Molecule: messenger RNA, 1044 nt
Organism: Syzygium oleosum
Lineage: Eukaryota; Viridiplantae; Streptophyta; Magnoliopsida; Myrtales; Myrtaceae
Product: probable aldo-keto reductase 1
Exons: 7
Coding region: 1-1044 (347 amino acids)
Cellular component (GO): cytoplasm
Source: RefSeq, a predicted model, not a curated record
AUGGCCGGGCUUCGGAUUCCUCGAGUGAAACUCGGAACGCAGGGUCUUGAGGUUUCGGAGUUGGGUUUUGGCUGCAUGGGACUCACGGGUAAUCGCAAUGAUCCUGUCCCGGAGGAAGCCGGAAUAUCGAUCAUCACCGUUGCAUUUGCCAAGGGGAUAACAUUCUUCAACACGUCAGAUAUAUAUGGACCCGAAAUAAAUGAGAUUAUUGUCGGAAAGGCAUUGAAGAAGUUGCCGCGGGAGGAGGUACAGUUAGCUACCAAAUUCGGUGCGGUGAAAAUUGAAGCGGACAGUGUUGUGAUCAAGGGGACGCCUGGAUACGUCCGCUCGUGCUGUGAGUUGAGCCUCGAGCGCCUUGGUGUUGAAUACAUUGACCUCUAUCACGUGCAUCGGAUCGACACGUCAGUCCCUAUAGAGGAAACCAUGGAGGAACUUAAGAAGUUGGUGGAAGAGGGAAAAGUGAAGUACAUCGGCUUGUCGGAGGCUAGCCCCGACACCAUACGGAAAGCGCACUUGGUUCAUCCCAUCAUGGCCUUACAGAUGGAGUGGUCGCUCUGGACUCGUGACAUCGAGCAAGAAAUUAUCCCGCUCUGCAGGGAGCUCGGAAUCGGCAUUGUUCCGUAUAGCCCUCGCGGUCGUGGGUUCUUCGGUGGCAGGGGAGUCACAGCAACUGUGCCUGCAAAUAGUUCUCUGGUAAGACAUCCUAGGUUUCAAGCAGAGACUAUGGUCAAAAACAAGAUUCUUUACUUUCGAAUCGAGAAGUUAGCGAAAAAGCACAAUUGCACCCUUGUACAGCUUGCACUCGCAUGGGUUCUCCAUCAAGGAGAUGAUGUUGUGCCUAUCCCUGGAACGACGAAGAUUAAGAAUCUCGGUGAUAACAUUGGUUCCUUGGGAGUGAAGCUUACAGAGGAAGACGUGAAAGAGAUCUCGGAUGCUGUACCGAUCGAGGAUGUUGCUGGCGACAGGAACAAUGAGCACUUUGUUCGCUGCUCGUGGAAGUAUGCGAACACGUCCCCAAGAGAUGGGAAAUUAUCAGAUUAUUAG